Molecule: messenger RNA, 1047 nt
Organism: Fusarium proliferatum ET1
Lineage: Eukaryota; Fungi; Ascomycota; Sordariomycetes; Hypocreales; Nectriaceae
Exons: 1
Coding region: 1-1047 (348 amino acids)
Molecular function (GO): hydrolase activity
Source: RefSeq, a predicted model, not a curated record
AUGACACAAGACACCAAGCAUGAGGCUCUCCAGCCUGUUCAUCCCUCAAUGAAGGGCAAACUCGACCCUGUCUUUGAGAAGCUCUACAACGACAACGUCGCCAACACUCCCCUCAAACCAAUUGAUCUCGGCAUCCUCCGAUCGAAAUACUCAGUUCUCUACUCGUACGGCACUGGUCCUGCACCGGAUGUCGCGCGCCAAUACGAUACCCAGAUCGUCACUCAUGAGGGCAUCACUCUAGAUGUUCGAGUGUAUGAGCCCGACACUGCAGGUCCAUGGCCUGUACAUAUCGACUACCAUGGUGGCGGCUGGGGUCUAGGCGAUCUUGAUACCGAGAGCCAUAUUUGCAAGCACAUCUGCAAUGUCGCUGGCGUCGCCGUCAUUGACGUCGCAUAUCGUCUUGUACCCGAGAAUGCUUUCCCUUGUGGUAUUACCGAUAGUUUCGCUGCUCUCAAGUACAUCCACGAAAAGGGCGCUGAGCGAUUCAGCAUUGACCCUGAGAGAAUCUCGGUUGGUGGAGUCUCAGCUGGUGGAUUCAUCAGUCUUGCGCUGGCGCACAUGGCCCGCGAUGCAGGAAUCCCUCUCAAGCUCGUCGCUGUUGGAACACCAGUGAUUGACGAUUUAAGUCAAUAUUCUUCAGCAUCAGAUUCACCGUUCAAGUCGAUGCAAGAGAAUGAGCAUGCGCCCACACUCAAUUGGGGCCGACUAGCUUGGUUCGACAAGCUCAAAUGGAGUUCGCUGGGCUCAACCCCUGAAGAGAUCGCUAAGAAGCGUGCGCAAAUACCUGCGAUUUAUGGCAACCUGUUCAAGGCGGACAACUAUAAUAAUCUCGCAAAGACUGUCAUUUAUACAGCUGGCGCCGACCCGUUGAGGGACGAGGGCGAGGCUUACGGCAUGAAGUUGAUUGAGCAUGGCAAUGAGGUGACGUUGAAGAGGUUCCCCGGCGUACCGCAUCCGUUUAUGCAUAUGGAUAAGGAUCUUUGGCAGGCGAAGGAGUUUAUUCUGCAGACUGCUGGUGCUAUUCGAACUGCUUUACAUGAGCUAUAG